This is a messenger RNA of Esox lucius (northern pike), 3277 nucleotides long. It is a transcript of the gene nsun2, whose product is annotated as NOP2/Sun RNA methyltransferase 2. NCBI's taxonomy places the organism in Eukaryota, Metazoa, Chordata, Actinopteri, Esociformes, Esocidae. Gene Ontology annotation, cellular component: nucleus; cytoplasm. The transcript has 19 exons. Bases 172 to 2520 code for a protein of 782 amino acids. Gene Ontology annotation, molecular function: tRNA binding; tRNA (cytidine-N5)-methyltransferase activity. Gene Ontology annotation, biological process: tRNA methylation. The record is from RefSeq and is a predicted model, not a curated record.
UGUCUCACAUGGGUGCUCUCUACUCACAAGAUAUUUGUGCGUCACUAGCAGAAACGGCACGCUAGUGCACGCUUGUGUUCCUUUCAGGCAGUUUGUGAAAUACGAUUAGCCAGCUAUACCACCACCACGUUUAGUCGCGGGUUCAUAUCCAGAGUAGUGUGUGUUUUCAACAUGGGGAAGAGAAGUCGACAGAGAAAGAAGGAGCAUCAAAAGAAUAGCAAACCUGGUGGCAGGGAUAGCAGAGACAAUGCUGGCUGGGGAGCGGGCUACGCGGACAUUGUCAAAGAGAACAAGCUGUUUGAGACCUACUACAAGGAGCUGGGCCUGGUGCCUGACGGGGAGUUUGACCAGUUCAUGGAGUCCAUGAGGGAACCUUUGCCUGCCACCAUCCGCAUCACCGGAUACAAGAGUCAUGCCAAGGAGAUUCUCCACUGUCUGAAGAACAAAUACUUCAAGGAAAUCCAGGAGGUAGAGAUUGACGGGCAGAAGAUCGAGGCACCUCAGCCUCUUAGCUGGUACCCAGAUGAGCUAGCUUGGCACACCAACAUGAGUAGGAAGAUCCUGAGAAAGUCUCCACUCCUGGAGAAGUUCCAUCAGUUCUUGGUCAGCGAGACAGAGUCGGGUAAUAUCAGCCGACAGGAGGCUGUUAGUAUGAUCCCUCCUCUGCUGAUGAAGAUUGAGCCCCACCACAAGAUCCUGGACAUGUGUGCUGCUCCAGGGUCAAAGACAGCCCAGCUGAUAGAGAUGCUCCAUGCGGACAUGGACAUACCCUUCCCAGAGGGCUUUGUGAUCGCCAACGACGUGGACAACAAACGCUGCUAUCUGCUGGUGCACCAGGCUAAGAGGCUGAACAGCCCCUGUAUCAUGGUGGUGAACCAUGACGCCUCCUGCAUCCCCCGACUACAGAUAGACUCCCCGGAUGGGGGGAAGGACACGCUGUUCUACGACCGCAUCCUCUGUGACGUUCCCUGCAGUGGAGAUGGCACCAUGAGGAAGAACAUCGACGUCUGGAAGAAAUGGACCACCAGUAACAGUCUGCAUCUUCACGGUCUCCAGAUCCGCAUAGCGGUGCGUGGUGUGGAACAGCUCGCUGUGGGAGGGAGGAUGGUCUACUCCACCUGCUCUCUCAACCCUAUAGAGGAUGAAGCUGUCAUAGCUACUCUACUGGAGAAGAGCGAAGGUGCGUUAGAGUUAGCGGAUACAUCAGCUGAGCUGCCUGGUUUAAAAUGGCUGCCUGGAGUCUCUAAAUGGAAGUUGAUGACUAAGGAGGGUCAGUGGUAUAACGACUGGUCAGAGGUCCCGGCAAACCGCCACACACAGAUCAGACCCACCAUGUUCCCUCCCACAGACGCAGAGAAACUGGCUGGCAUGAAGCUGGAGAGAUGUAUGAGGAUCCUUCCCCAUCACCAGAACACGGGAGGCUUCUUUGUUGCUGUCCUUGUCAAAAAAGCCCCCAUGCCCUGGAACAGGAGACACCCUAAAAUGAGGAAGGAGCAGUUGUCCAGCUCAGUGGCCCAGCCAGAGGCCUCUCCAGUGGAAACCCCUCUCCCGGGCCUGCCCCUGGAAGAUGGGGAGGGAGGAGAGAUGGGGGUAAAGGAGGAGGCAGCCGAGAUCUCCCCCAAAGAGGCAGAAGCAGGGGAUCUGAUCAAGGAGGCCAAAGUGUGUGGGCCUCCUCCCAAUAAGAAGAUGAAGCUGCAUGGUUUUAAAGAAGACCCUUUUGUGUUCCUUACGGCAGACGACCCCGUCUUCCCCCCUAUAGAGUCCUUCUAUGACUUGUGUCCAGACUUCCCUAAGAUAAAUGUUCUGACCCGGACUCAUGAGGGCAAGAAGAGGCACCUGUACAUCGUCUCCAAGGAGCUCCGCAACGUCAUGCUGAACAACAGCGAGCGGAUGAAGGUGAUCAACACUGGGGUGAAGGUGCUGUCUCGCAACAGUGAUGGGGAGGAGUUCGGCUGUGCCUUCAGGCUGGCUCAGGAGGGUAUAUACACGCUGUUCCCUUACAUCCGCUCCCGGAUCAUCUCGAUCAGUGUUGAGGACAUCAAGGUCCUGUUGACUCAGGAGAACCCCUACCUCAGCAAACUGGAGGAUGCCGCUCACCAGCAGGCCAAGCAGAUCGGAAUGGGCAGCAUUGUGCUGAGGUACCAGCCUGACAACAGUAGCUCUGAUGGUCCUCAGUGUCCCAUUGAGCUGUGUGGCUGGAGAGGCAAGACCUCCAUCAGAGCCUUUGUGCCCCGCAACGAGAGGUUCCACUACCUCCGCAUGCUGGGCGUCGAGGUAUUCCGUGACAAACAGGGCCAGGGGCCUGGAACCAGGGAUGGAGAGGAGAAAGUGGAUGGAGAGGAGAAAGUGGAGGUGAAAGUGGAUGGAGAGGAGAAAGUGGAGGUGAAAGUGGAGGUGAAAAUGGAGGUGGAAGAGGUGGUAAAUGAUGGAGAGGAGGGGGUGGAGACAGAGAAUGGGAUUAAAGAUGGCAGCAUAAAAGAUGAGUUGAAAGAGGUUAAAAUCGAGGCGACGAGCACCUGAGAGGACAGGAACAGAAAUUGGGGGGGCUAACGGCCUUGGGAGACGUUGACCAGCACCUGAGGACCGUAGGAAGAGUGACGGCAACGUGUGUACCUCAGAAGUCUUAAAGGGUUCUUCUGCUGUCUCAUUCAAACUGGUAUUAAAAACAGGCGUGAAGGUCUUCCUCCACAUCUACAUUUCUAUUUCAGUGCAAAUGUAGACUACAGUGAGCCACUUUGGACUGUUGAGAUACCAGGAGGAAGGAGGGAUGGUAGAACAAGAGGGAGGAUGAGAUGCUGUAUGAAUGAGUUUUGCUGGCCACAUAAAGAAUAGACCAACUGUGAGUGAGAACAGGGGUGUUUGGUAGCUCAGUAUAACUUCUAAAUCACUGCCAUUGCAGAAAGGCCACCCCUCUUAGACAGAGCAAGUGGACUUUUCCAUGCACCCACAGAUUUGGCAUGCCUCUGGGGUCAACACUCGAGUGGCUUAUUUUAUUUCCUACUUCUGAAUUUUAAUUUCACUGAUACGCCCUGUCAAAAAUUGGAGUGUAUUCUUUUUCUCACUGUGCAUGUUUGAAAAGCCAUUUCAUUUUCUAUCAUUGUAAGUAUGAAAUAAUAUGAAAUUGAUUAAAGUAUUACAUUUUAAUUCAGUCUAGUACCUUUUAUGGGAAUUGAAUUUGGGCUGGUUUUGAGUUACAUUUGUCGCUUGCUUUAACAGGUGUAGACUAACAGUUAAAUACUUACCAAUGCAAUACCAUUUAAAUAAAAUACAAAUACAA